This is a messenger RNA of Salvelinus sp. IW2-2015, 4868 nucleotides long. RefSeq names its product cytospin-B-like. Gene Ontology annotation, biological process: actin cytoskeleton organization. Gene Ontology annotation, cellular component: filamentous actin; microtubule organizing center. Gene Ontology annotation, molecular function: protein binding. NCBI's taxonomy places the organism in Eukaryota, Metazoa, Chordata, Actinopteri, Salmoniformes, Salmonidae. The record is from RefSeq and is a predicted model, not a curated record.
CUCCCCACCGUUUUCAUAAACACUCACCCCAAAACAGCCCCCCAGUAAUGCAGAGUCUUGCUAUGAAAACACUGGCAGUGUGUGUGAUUUUGUGUGUGCACAUGAAUGCGUGUAUGUGAAAGGGGGAGAAAGAUACUGCAUGUAUGCGUGUGUUAAGAGUUAGCUCCAGCUAAUCGGUGAUCCUUCUCUCUGCUGGACGGAUGAGGUCAGGAGAGUUAACAUGAAAGGGAAGAGAAGAGAGAGCUCUGCUGUCAGUCUCUGCCAACAAGACAAAACGUCCUUUUCUUCCUCCUUAUUUUUCCUUCCUCUCUUCCUUCUCCAUCAGUCUCUCUAUCUUUCAUUAUACUGUACCAGAAAGAGAUGAUUACUUUGUUGAGGUACAGUACACUGUGUUAAAAAGCAGCAGUCAUUUCUGCUCUACUGUGAUCGAGAGAGUGUAGAACAGCUCUGGGAGAGUCUGUGAGACAGGGAAGGAGGAGGAGCAGAGAAGGAGGACCUGUGUGUGUGUGUGUGUGUGUGUGGCCUGGAGAAGCCACUCCUCCUCUGUGCUGAUUCCAGCCGUCACAGGGCUAAUGAAGCCCACACCGCUCUGCCAGUGUGUCAUACUGUCACCAGCCUGGAGGACUGAGCACACACAGGCAGCGGGACAGUCUGCCUCCACUCACUCAGCCUCAGGAAGAGCUGGAGAGAAGAGAGAGAAAGGAAGGAGGGGAUAUUAUUUGUGUCUCCUGUAUUUAUCUCUGCCGGGAGAUCAGACUGAGACUACAUAUUGUAAGAUAGAGAGUUUCUCUGAGCAAAGCCGCCUCCCCCGCGGCCGGGGUUCUUGGAUUAGUCCUUCCUGGGGUGGAGAGUGAGUAGACCUGCGGACCGAACCAGCAUGGGGAACCAGGCGGGUAGGCUGGAGGAACCUGAGUCAGGUGUUCAAUCAGGAUCUAAGAAGUCUGGAAUCCCUGCCCCCAGGGAGAUCCCCCCCACCAUGACCAGAGACCGCGUGUCGCUGAGGGAUCAGUUGAGGACCUCCACGAACAAGAAGAUGGUCCCCAGCGUCAGCACCUCCAGCCUGGCCACCCUAGCAACCAAGCACCAGCGCGGCUCCACCACCACAAAGCCCAGGAUAGACGCCGAGGGCUCGGAGAGAGGCUUCCUGGAGUGCCAGAUUAAGGAGCUGCUGGCUGAAGCCAAGGCGAAGGAGUUUGAGAUCAGCAAGCUGAGGAUGGAGCUGCAGCGCUGCCGGGGGAAAUCCUCGUCUUCCUCACCUCACAACACCCCCUUCACCCUACCUGAGGGUGCCCCCGAGCAGGGUCAAGGCCCAUCCCARCAGGCUACAGACGCCCAGGCCCUGGUUGGGGAGCUGAGGGAGAAGAACGGGAAGUUCCAGAGGGAGCUGGCGGCUCUGAGGGAGGAGAACCAGGUCCUGAAGGAGAAGCUUUUCUCCCUGGAGUCCUUGCCUGCCUCUCCUCUGUCCAACAACACUACCACCACCACCAGCCCCUCCAAACCCUCCAUCAACGGCCUCCCUUUAGACAACAACACCACUCCCCCAGCCAAGUCAGCCAUACCCAGCCCGCUCAAAACCUCAGUCUCCUCCAGCAGUGACAUCACCAAGGGCUCGCCCUCGCCAGACUCCUCAGAGUUUGAGAAGAUCCCGUCGCGGUCUGACUCAGUGAGCAGCAGCGAUGGGGGCUGUGGUGGUGUAGGGGUUGUAGGUGUGAGGAAGGGUCAGGGUCGCGACCCCUCAGUGGAGAGGUUGACGGAGCAGAUCCAGAAAAUGGAAGAGAGUCAGCACAGCACGGCAGAGGAGCUCCAGGCCACACUACAGGAGCUGGCCGACCAGCAGCAGGUGGUCCAGGAGCUGACGGCUGAGAACGAGCGCUUGGCCGAGGAGAAGGGCCUCUUACAGACGUCGCUGCAGCAGCAGAGGGAGAGGGUGGAGCUGCUGGCCCAGAUGAACGAGGCCCUGGCCGGGAGGCUGCAGGAGGCAGCCCAGGCCCAGAGCGGGGACGAGGACCGGGCAGCCGAGCUGGAGCAGCGCUACACUGACCUGGUGCAGAGCUCUCGCUUCGAGAGGGAAAAGCUGGUGGACAUCCAGCAGCAGCUGACGGGGAGCUUGAGGGCCCUGGAGCAGGAGCACCAGGAGACCCAGGGGCAGGUGAGGUCCCUCAGAGAAGAGAGGGACGGCCUCCAGUGCCGGGUGGAGAGGGAGGAGGAGGCCGGGGGUGAGAUGACACGGGCGGCUGAGGAACACAAGGCGGCAGCGGACGCCCUGAGGGUGAAGAACGGACGGCUCAAAGCCCAGGUGGACAUAGAGAGGCAGAAGGUUGGYGAACUGAAGGCCAUGCAGAGUGCUGGGGACAGCACAGAGCUGCAGAGGCUGCUGAAGGUGGCCCACGCUGAGAGAGACAGACUGGAGGGGGAGGUAACAGGGCUACGGCAGGAGCUGCUACAGGCCCAGACCGACGCUGAACACGCCCAGGGACUGCUCUCCAAGGUGGAGGCUGAGUGCCAGCAGGUGGCAGAGCGAGCCGUGAGCCGGGAGGAGGAGCUGAGUGGCCGGGUCAGUGCCCUAGAGAAUGGGGGUAGGCAGGCCGACGGCCAGAUCAAGGACCUGAAGGAGACCAUUUUUGAGCUGGAAGACCAGGUGGAGCAGCAGAGGGCUGUCCACCUCCACACCAACCAGACCAUCCUGGACCUAGAGAACCAACUCAAGAAGCUGGAGGAGCAGAAGGCUGAAGUGGAGAGGCAGCUGAAGAUCUUGAGUAAACAGAUGAAGGAUGAGACGGAGGAGUGGCGACGGUUCCAGGCAGACCUCCAGACAGCCGUAGUGGUGGCCAACGACAUCAAGGUGGAGGCCCAGCAGGAGAUCCGCUCUCUGAGGAGGAGGUUACAAGAGGAGCAGGGUCGCAGCACCAAGCUGUCCUCAGACCUGGAGCAGCUGCAGGGAGUCAGGUUGUUGCGUGGCGACUCUGAGAGUUUGUCGGACGCAGACGGCAGUCCUCACUGGCGUGGCAUCUCUAUGACCCAGACCACCCAGACACCGACCACCUCCUUAUCCAUCAACACCAACAGCAAUGCUGCCUCCUCACCCUCGGAGCCCGGAGCCACCGUCAAAUCCCUCAUCAAGUCCUUUGACACAGCAGUACAGAAUGGACCUGGGCCUGGACACACGGUACAGAUGCACUCCUCACCUAGACGCCUUCUAAGUGGGAUCCCUGUCCGCACAGCACCCGCAGCUGCAGUCUCCCCCAUUCAGAGGCAUUCGUCUAUCAAACCACUCUCAAAGACACUGGAGAAAAGGAUCAACCAUGGAGAUUUCUCUCAUCCAGAUAAGUACGGGGGCUCUGGGGAUGAGCUGAAGCCCAGCAGCCUUAUGAGGAAGAGUCCUUCCCUGGAGUCAGUCAUCAAGUCCCCAGCAACCCUCAGCAGCUGCAGUCACUCCAUGAGCUACAACAGGAACAACAGCAAGCUCAGUGUGGAAAGAAAGGACCCCUUGGCGCACUGGCGCGGGGAGUACGGGGGUUCUAAGAGGAACGCGCUACUGAAGUGGUGCCAGAAGAAAACAGAAGGCUAUCCGAACAUUGAUGUGACAAACUUCAGCAGCAGCUGGAGUGAUGGCCUUGCAUUCUGUGCUCUCCUCCACACCUACCUGCCUGCACAUAUCCCUUACCAGGAACUCAUCAGUCAAGACAAGGGGCGGAAUCUGUCCCUGGCGUUUCAGGCUGCAGAAAGCAUCGGCAUCAAACCCUCCCUGGACAUUGAUGAGUUGAUGCACACGGACAGACCGGACUGGCAGAGUGUCAUGCAGUACGUUUCUCAGAUCUACAAGUACUUUGAGACUUGACCAGAGAAGAGGAGGAGGAGAAGGAGGAUUAGGAGGAGGAGGAAGAAGAAGAGGAAGAAUGGAGGCACAGCAGCACUUUUUGUCCGGUCCAAGUCUCCUUCUCUCAACAUGGAACCCUAGAACCCUGUCUCAACCCCCUCAACACUUGCAUCCAUCUCAACACUAAACGCACGAAGAACCCUCCUGUUCAUUUGAAGUUUGAUCUUGCUUACUGUUACUGUUUUGUACAUAAUGGUACAAUUGACGCUGAGUGUCAGAAUGCUGAAUUCUCUGACUGCAUAUAAGAAGACACGCUGCAAUUAUAUUGGAAUGUUUAUGUUGAAGUCCAAUGAUUAUUUUGAAAUUAUACUUUAAAGGAAGAGUUUGAUUUUACAUGAGAAGCCUAUAUCAAAUAAAAUUGCCUGGUUUCUGUUUGUCCAAAAGAAACCAUUGCCUUUGUUUAUGUUAUGAGACCGACCCAUGUUGCCAUCUAUGAUGUCAUACUAAAAUGAAUUGACAACACUACAUGUAGCUCUGAAUAAUUAGAUUUUACAUUCACUUUUAUGUUAUUAUUAAUACAGAAUGUAUUUGCUGUUUGUACGCUGUGGGACUGACUGACUGACUGACUGACUGACUCAAUCAAACCAUUGUAUGAUGUGUCCUUUAGCAAGUGUUGUUUCUAGUUCUUGCACAGCAAUAUGGUUUUGUCUCCAGCAAGCAUCUUUCAGCUGGAGCUAUCAUACUGGGGAUGGUCGAAUGAACAAGAACUGCAAAAUGUAUUCAAACUAUGACAUUUGUGAAAAUGUCAUCCAAAUGUACCAUGAAGGACACGUUAUACUAUCUGGAAUCAAUCAAACCACCUUGAAUUUGCAGCUUCAGUUAUGGUUUGUCUCUUAUAAAGAAGGAAGUGCUGUAUAGUGUUUAUUUAUUUACAUAUGUGCUGGGAAAUGUGAGAAUGAUGCAGGAAAUGCAUGUGAGCAUUUUUUAUUUACUGAGAUUUCAGAGAUUUACUCAGAGGUGGAUAUUGUUAAAUAAAUUAUUUUGUCAAUCA